AUGCCUUCUAGCUUUGUGAGCCUAACACCACUCAUAAGAACCGAGAUAGGGAUAUACUGCCAUCUACUGGAGAUAGACAACGUAAAGAUCCUGGUGAAUUGUGGAGCACCCUACACAAUGGAUAUGUCUAUAUACACGCCCAUCCUUCCCCAGAUACUUUCCUGUGACGCUAUCCUUCUAACAAGCUUUGGAGUCAACUAUGCUGGGGCAUUGCCCUACAUUCUUCAGAACAAUUAUUACAACAAAGUGUUCUCCUCGGUACCUAUCAAAACCCUUGGAAAGAUAUGCCUUGACGAGCACCUGAAGGGAAUGGGGAAGGAACUAGAGGUAGACACAGGGCUCUUUGAAAGGAUAUCGGAAAUAAAGUAUUCGCAGCCAACAGUCAUCAAUAAUGUCGAGGUAUGUGCAUACAAUUCAGGUAAUUCUAUUGGAGGAUGCCUAUACAAGAUAAGUAAGGGGGCAGAAAAAAUUGUUGUUGGGUUCAAUAUGAAUCAUCGAAAGGAAAAUCAUCUUGAUGGAAUUGGGUUCUCUGGGAUAGGAGAUUGCAGUCUCUGUGUGGUCAAUGGAAAUCAUGUCUUGGCAGAAAAUGUCUCGAUUGCAAAGAGAGACAAUAUGUUCAGAGAAAUGGUCGGAAAUGUUCUUGACUCUGGAGGAAAAGUAAUUCUGCCUGUCAAGUAUUCUAGACUCCUAGAGGUCGCUCUGAUUCUCAACAAUAUGAUGUCACAGAGAAGCGAAAAGGUUGUGUGCUUAUCGUAUUUUGGGCAAAGGUUUGUAGAAAGAGCAAGAUCUAUGAUUGAAUGGGCAGGAGAGAAGGUUUCUUCUAUGUUUUCGGAGGAAAAGGUCAAUCCGUUUGAGUUUGAAAAGAUUGAGUUUAUAGAACAUUACCAGAAUAUUUCUGAAUUUGAUGUAAUGAUUGCUGUUGAUGAUUACGUCCAUGGAGGAAUGCUUACAACUGCCCUCCAUCAGUUCAACAACGAGAACAACGUGAUUCUUCUUGUUGAUCCCAGGAUGGACGAGGUUAUUAAAAGAGAAUCUAUAGUGAUGAAAUGGUAUAACUUCAGGCUUGUUGAAAGAACAGACGAAAAAAGAGGCAUGAAUGUGUCUGAUGUGGCAGAAGAUGUUACAGAGGAUGUGUCUGAUGUGGAAGGGGCUGAGGCAGACUGGUCUGAGAUAAGACAUGAGGUAUGGUGUGAAAAUGGAGAUGAGGUCUUUCCAUCGAUGUCGAGGAGAAGAGCAUACGAUGAUUAUGGGGAGUACAUGGAUAGAUCAUUAUUUGUGAGCGAGAUUCUUCCUACAGAGGAGAUAUCUGAGGAAAAGAUAGAGAAAGAAAUUAUGGCAGAAGAAAGAGAAGUUGGAGGAGAGGGAAUUGAGUUGAAGUACAGGAUUGCAAAAAUGGAUUUGAUGGGGAUUUCUGAUCUGAACUCUUCCAAAAUGAUAAUCGAAACCUUAUCUCCGAGAAAGCUUGUGUGUAUUGGAGAGGAUAGAGACACAGAACGUUUUUUCUACCACACCUUCAAGUAUAUGGCAUCGUUCGAAGAUGUGUAUAUGUGUAGGAGUAAGAUAGUUCUUUCUUCCGAUGUUUCUAUGGGAGUGGUGAAGCUAGACAAAGGUUUCGAUGAAUUGGACUAUCAGAUGAUAGCAAAUGACUCUGUAGGGAGCUUCAAGGGAAUUAGAGACGGGGACAUGGUGAGAUGCAUUGGAAGUGGGCCUAGGAUGAUGAUAGGGCAUACUGACAUCAAUGAGCUGAGAAGGAUGAUUAUUGAAAGGAACAUGAGAGUGGAACAGGAAGAAAACGGGCUGCUGGUCGAGGAUAGUGUAUGGAUCAGAAUAAAUCCUGACGGGUUAACUAUAGAUGGAAAGGAUACAGGAGUGUUUUAUGCUGUACGAGAUGUUGUGUACAGAAACUCAGCCCUUAUAUGA
Molecule: messenger RNA, 1920 nt
Organism: Encephalitozoon romaleae SJ-2008
Lineage: Eukaryota; Fungi; Microsporidia; Unikaryonidae
Product: putative cleavage and polyadenylation
Exons: 1
Coding region: 1-1920 (639 amino acids)
Biological process (GO): mRNA 3'-end processing by stem-loop binding and cleavage
Cellular component (GO): mRNA cleavage and polyadenylation specificity factor complex
Molecular function (GO): RNA binding
Source: RefSeq, a predicted model, not a curated record